GAGACAAUGAGUUGCGCCUUGUUCAAUUGAAUUUCUUCUUUUCUUUUCAUUUCAUUUCACUUCAUUCCAUCAUUCUUCAUUGCAUAUUUGGAUAUACUUCAACCUUAAUUUUUGCACCUCUUUAAACAAGCACAUAGAACAAUUGCUAUUGUUGUUAUAUCGAUGCAAUGCCAGGCAUUCAUUCAUUCUCUCCCUACAGAGAUCUUAGCAGCCAUCUUCGGAUAUGAAGGCCUUGCCGAUAUCACACGCCAGGUAUGCAAACGUUGGCGCGCGAUUGCUUUGCCUAUCUGGCUAAAACGACUGGUUCUCCUUCCAAGUGACCCUUUCAAGGAUUUAGGGAUUUUUCAAUACCUGCAACAUCUAAGUCUGGAUCUUCGUCUUUCAGUCCGUGCCCUCGAAAUCACCUCACGACGAGAUUUUGAUCUGGCAAACAACAGUGUCUUCUAUACCGAAGUUGCAGAUCAGGCAUGUGUUCAAAACGCGAUCAAGACUCAAUCGCUCCUAGGACCCAGGAUCAUGGAUCUCACUUUGACAGACACAGGAUGGGCCCCUGAAAGCCUCAGGGACAUUCUACGCAUGAACCUCAUGACGACUGAUCAUCUCCAUCAUUUCCAAAUCUCACUUUUUAAAACCGAGUCUCAUGAUAUGCCGGACCUAAUGGAUUCAAUAGUUGACCUCUACCGACGUGACGCAUGCCAUAUCAAGUCACUUGUCUUGGAUCUUGCCCAGCCUUUGACUAUGGACCAUUGGGAAGCUAUCGCAGAAUGUAUAGAGUUACAGUCCUUCCACCUUGGGCUCCAUCGGAUAUCUGAACCAAUCUUAACUGAUGUUCUAGAGAGGAUCUUCCCUAAAUGGACGAAUCUUUGUGCCUUGUACAUAUGUCAGCCACGGUUUCUCUCUGCAGAAACACUUCGUUGUUUAUACAAGUAUUUACCGCAUCCUGACCAACUACAUGAGCUUCAUUUAAUUUUUGAGGCAUGCCAGGCAUCCUUAUAUGAACAGGAAUUCAUCGAGAUGAUCCAUACAAUGCCUAAUCUCCAGAUCUUGGAAGCCCAUCUGGAUUGGUCAAACCUGAUGAUGAAACAUGUGGCUGUGACACUAUCAGAUCUUCGGGAGCUGUCCAUAACUUGCUCGAAUCUACACUUUACCUGUGCAGGGAUUUCAUCGACUGUUUGGGGCCCUGGACUCGAAAAACUGAAUAUGAGGACGUCAGGAAAGAUUUGUGGGGGAUUUUUAGAAGCCGUGCGGAAAAGGUCGAGACGCGUCAAGAUUCUAGUUUAUGGAUCAAUGAAAUGGGGAGGCUCGGUGGAUGAAUGGGAGUGAAAGUUGAAUAGUAAUGAUAAAUUUUAUAAAUAGCUAUAUUAGAUGAAUGCAAUACUCGGUUGAUUCAGUGCCCAUGACUCCAUCAAUUAUGUAGAUUGGAUAGACUAGCAGUAACAUUGGCUCAAAUUGUUAUGGCAGCCUUGAUCUGCAAAC
This is a messenger RNA of Lobosporangium transversale, 1476 nucleotides long. RefSeq lists its product as hypothetical. Gene Ontology annotation, molecular function: protein binding. The coding region runs from base 163 to 1323 and encodes 386 amino acids. The record is from RefSeq and is a predicted model, not a curated record. The transcript has a single exon. Lineage: Eukaryota; Fungi; Mortierellomycota; Mortierellomycetes; Mortierellales; Mortierellaceae.